This is a messenger RNA of Lingula anatina, 1447 nucleotides long. RefSeq names its product F-box/LRR-repeat protein 18. Gene Ontology annotation, molecular function: protein binding. The record is from RefSeq and is a predicted model, not a curated record. NCBI's taxonomy places the organism in Eukaryota, Metazoa, Brachiopoda, Lingulata, Lingulida, Lingulidae. Gene Ontology annotation, biological process: SCF-dependent proteasomal ubiquitin-dependent protein catabolic process.
CUGGUGUGCAUUUUGACAAUGAACCAAGUUUGUGUGAUAUGCUAGCCAAUCUGAAAGCAAUGAGGAGGUUGUCAUUGACAGCAUGUGCAAUUCAGGAUCCAUGUGAAGAACCUGUGACUCGAACCAGUUAUGCUGCUCCAAAUGGCUUUGGAAAAAGACGAAGACUUGGUGUCCAAACAACCGAGAGAAAAAACAGCCAUUCCCAACUUGGUGCAACCCCAAACAAUACAGAGGUCAAGUUUAAGGAGAUGGUACUUUCAUGUCCCAGGAUGGAAGUGUUUGAUCUUGUGGGAGCACCUUUUAUCCCUGUUUUUAAUCAAUAUUUUGAUGUGUUGAUUAAAGAUGGAGUUUAUUGUGGUCAGCCCAUAGGGAAUGAUGUUCCUUAUUUGGAAAACAUCAGUGGGUGGUACCAUCUUAGACAGCUCACUCUAGCUAACCUGCCAGGUUUGAGAAUAGGACACUAUUUACAUAGGAUCCUGUCUUCAUGCCCGUGGAUAGAGUUCCUGUCUUUGGCAAGCCUGGGGCCUUCUCAUGCCUGCACAUAUGACAAGCAGCUGGCAGAGGGGUUGAAACACUGCAAAAACCUGGUUGAUUUCAGAUUGGAAGAAAGAUACUGCAAGUUGGGCCAGUACAUCAUUCCUGCACUACAGCACUGCUGUAAGCUGCAGAGAUUGUGUGCCAUUACAAAUAAGACUGGAGUGGAGAAGCACCUUCUUCUCAAUGCUGUGAAGAAGCUUCCUAAUUUGUCUGUGAUCCAACUGUUUGUGGGAAUGACGGAUGCUGCAUGCCAGGAACUGCAGAAGGCCCUCAUUCAGUAUUAUAAAUCCAGCAGUGAUUGUCCAGGGUUUAGCAUAGUUGUCAUACAGCUGAAGUCACGGGUUGGUCUCUACGAUUAUUUGGACUUUGUCAGGAAGAUGCCUCGCAACCAUUACAAGGAAAUCACGAGAUUUCAGCCAAGAGUUGACCAGUUUAUGUCAGAAACUAGAGUAUAACUACUUAAGAGUUCAGGAUUUGGUUCCUUCAUUUUGUUCCAAUUUUAAUGGUAUAUUUAAACAUCUUUUUAGUCAGUUAACCUAGUUAAAGAGAAGAAUUAAUUGGUAUUCCACAUAUUACUUUAAAUUUGUAAUUGGCUCUACUCUAGAUGAUAAAUAUCCCUGGUUUAAAUAAAAUAUGAAGCCACAUAUAUUGGUGUAUCCGUUUGAGAUUUAAUAAAGCAAUUACCAAGAUGCAUUUUAGUAAAUUAAGUAUUACCGAUGCAGCAUUUUGAAAAAAAUAUUGAGAAAAUAACGAUUGUUAAAACCGUUCUUGAGUUCCAAGUUUCACUUUUUGAGUCAAUCUCUAUAUGGAGAUAAAAGCGAUUUUUAAUUCCAAUUUUAAAAUGGCUAAAAUUUCCAAGAAAAGUUUUCACUGUAUAACAUUCUUGGGCCUUAAAAUACUUCGUUGCAUU